CUGUGCUGCACUCCCUGUUCUGGCUGCAAUGAUUCAGAAGGAACAUCCACACCUAAAACUAAUGACUAGUGAAGGGAAGUACAGCAAGAUUCCCCAUCAUUGCGUUCCUGCGGUUAGACAGGGUGGCCGCAAGAGCCGUGGCUUACAGCUGACUCCAAACUAGCCAAACGAAGAGACAGGAUGGUUACCUUGGACUUUACGGUGGUGACAAAACCGGUGGGCAUCGUGAGAGUUCUGGAGGUCAUCUUCUUGUGUAUCACCUUCAGCCUGAUGGCGUCUGUGGGCUACUCCACUGAUGUUUUUUGGACGUGGUGCUUGUUCACUUGGUGCUUCUGCUUCUGUGUCAGCUUUCUAAUAAUUCUCCUGGAAGUCACCAGCCUCAACACAAAACUGCCAAUCUCCUGGGAUGAUCUAACUACUUCCUUUUCCAUGCUGGCUACUCUGAUGGUGUUCACAGCCUCCAUCAUCUUCUCCUACUUCUUCACUUGUCCAUCCUGCAGCCGCAUGAUUGGUGUCUGUGUGACCUCCUUUCUGGCCUACAUCCUGUACGCCAUAGAGGUCGGAAUGACUCGAGCAAAGCCUGGGGAGAUAAGGGGCUUUCUUGCCACCGUUCCAGGCCACCUCAAAGUUCUUGAGGCCUUUGUGGCCUGCAUCAUCUUCAUCUGCCUGGGUUAUCAGCACUACUCCUGGUCUCCAGGGCUCCAGUGGUGUGUUGCGGUCUACUCCCUUUGCUUUAUUUUUUCCUUCCUUUUUAUUGUUUUAACCAUCUGCCGCCUGCUGUCGCUCUUCCCUGCUCCUUUGGACAAAGUCCUGAGUGUCUGUAACGUCGUGGCAGUGCUGAUGUACAUCACCGCCGCUGUCAUCUGGCCCGUAUACAGCUUUAAGUCCAUCCCAAACUACAAGGGUUUUUUGUGGGAUUUAAAAGUUGUUGUUUCUUUCAUGACCUGUUUCAACCUUGCUGUUUACAUAGCAGAUACGGUUUAUUCAUUCAGGGUACAUUUCAUCAGCAGGGAGGCACAAACCUAAUCCCACUCGUUCCAGAUGCACCAGUUGCUGAUUUUUAACGCUAUCGCUGUACAGAAACAGCACAUUUUAUUUGACUUUGGUCAGUUUCUUUUACUGAGGGAAACGUUUAAUUUAGAAAUUAAUUCAACUUGUUAAAAAUCCUUAUAAAGUAUGCUCCAGAAAUAGAAAUGAGUUUUUUAUUAGGGAAUAUUUGCUGUCUUACAGGUGAGAGUUUACUGACACCUGUAAUCAGAACGUGAUAAAAAAAACAAAGUAAAUAUUACGUAGUUUAAUUAAUCGUAAGGUUACACUAAAAUGAAUGAGUGAUUUAGCCUUUAUAGUAAAACCAAAUCUUUGUGUGGAGCCACUUCAAAUUAAAAUCAGGGAAAAUGAUUAAUUACAUUCUAUAAUUAGCAUAAGUAUGCUUAUGGAUGUGUGUGUGUGUGUGCGUGAGUGUGUGUUUGUGCGUGCGUGUGUGUGUGUAUGUAUAUAUGUGUGUGUGUAAAUGACCAUGUGUGUGGGUAUACAUGUUCUUAUGUGUUUUUAGGUAUUUUUAUUCUUCAUUUAUUAUGGUUGUUGUCUGUUUUAGAGAGCGAACAUCUACCGAAGACAAAUUCCUUGUAAAUGUAAUUUUACUUGGCCAAUAAAUCUGAAAUCUGAAUCUGAUCUGUAAUUAUUUUGUUGUUCAGUUUAUGUUCCAGUUUUUAAAAAUUGGUUCAGGUUUACUGAAAAAUAUUGAUUUUCUCAGAGUGACUGUCUGGAGCAUGCUAACAAACCUUUAGUAGGACAGUAACAAUGAGCUCUCAGGGCAUUUUCCACUAACUCUGGUGCUGAAAUUGUGCAAAAUAGUUUGUAAUGUUUAUAUUUUUCUGCUGUAGACAUUCUGUGCACUUUUCUUAAAGUUUUGGAAAGAAAAUCCUCCUUUUACCAUAAUUAAAUUAAAUAAAUACAACUUAUUUUCUUUUGGACAAAGUUUUAAGAAGCCUUCAGGGGAGCAGAAGAGCCACACUUGGUCCUGUUGGUGCACAUUUAUAGUUUGAGAUCUUAAAAUUAAGGCUGCUAAUAAACUGACGUAUAACAGGCACAUAAUGAUGUACGUAUAAUAAUAAAUAAUCCAGAGUGUUGUGGUUUCAACGUUUCAUGUAAAAUGUCCUGUAAACUUUGUUUUGUUUAGAUUUACAGUUAAACUCUUCCUUUAGGUGUAAAUCUCCACCGUCACCUAAAGAAGGAGCCAGCAACCAGAAAAAGAAGAUUCUUCUUUAGUAACCUGAUACCUGAGUCAGAAUUCAUGUUAAAAUCUGUUGCUUUUUUUAUCGCUGCAUCACAAACUUUUGUUUGGUAAUUAAUUGAGCGUUCAGCAUCUUUACAGUCGUGUGUUGCACCUCUUUUUGCAAAUAUUGUUUAGAUGCUUUUUGCAGCUUUUCUGCUCAGCAGUGAUUUAUUCAAACAGCAAACAGAUGUGUGUCGUAUUGUGCAACAGAACUAAUCUUUCAGUCACACGACUUUGUUUUUAAAGGCUGAACAUAUCCUGUGAUGUCAUGUUUGGCUUUCAGCCACGCUUUGGGAAACUGAUGUGAAAAAUAGCAUUUUUUCACACUACUUGGUGUUUUUCUGACCACAACCUGUAAGAAUCCCAAGAAAGAUUCCAGCUGUGGAUUUUUUUUUCUAUUUUAGGGUUUCGGUACCUCACACUUCUACAACAGCUGUGGUCUGUUCAGCAUGGAUACUCUUUGUUUGGUUUGUAAUUAAUAUCUUGGAAAAUAGAACAAACUGCAAUCCUUAAUUUUCUUAUUUUUAUUUAAAUUGGGCCCAUCAGGUUUUGGCAGAGCUGAGAUAUAUGACACAGAGCAGCUGUCACACACACACACACACACACACACACACACACACACACACACACACACACACACACACACACACACACACACACACACCGGCACAUUAACAAUGUUAAAAACAACUCCAGUUCUAUAAAGGUGUGACAUUUCCUUUUAGUUACUGGUUUGUUUCUGAUCACUCUUAUGUUUAGACCUGCUUUCAAUGUUGACCUAAGAUGCGUGUAACUAUUUUCCACCAUGUCAUCUCAGCUCGUUUUCAUUAAACUUGGACGUUUUAAACCA
This is a messenger RNA of Nothobranchius furzeri (turquoise killifish), 3125 nucleotides long. RefSeq names its product myeloid-associated differentiation marker homolog. The record is from RefSeq and is a predicted model, not a curated record. Lineage: Eukaryota; Metazoa; Chordata; Actinopteri; Cyprinodontiformes; Nothobranchiidae. Gene Ontology annotation, cellular component: membrane.